AGAAAGACAUCUAAGGUUUUGGUGAAUUUCAUCAACACGUUUCGGAUCGUUCAACGCAUCAACAUCCAUCCCCAUCUCGUGUUCCUCUACACUUGGUUCGUUUAUUCGUACAGAGGUCCUUUGUCAAUGUGUCCUUCAAAAUAUGUAGCUUUUCCUCUGAGGAAUUAUUUUACUGGAGGAUCGCGCAAUACAUUUCUUGGGAUCUUUCCUUGUUUUGGCGAUGGCAGGUAAUUUUAAGGCAAGCCGGAACACAGAGUGAGUCGCCAUGGCGGCAGGAGUGGCUGCAUGGCUUCCCUUUGCACGGGCAGCAGCUAUUGGCUGGAUGCCUGUGGCCAACUGCCCCAUGCCCAUUGCUCCUAGAGACCACAGAAAGAGACAUGACGAGCUGAUCAUCCUGAACGUGAGUGGACGACGCUUCCAGACCUGGAGGACCACACUGGACCGCUACCCAGACACCCUGCUGGGAAGCUCAGAGAAACAGUUUUUUUACGAUGAGGAGACAAAGGAGUAUUUCUUCGACCGGGACCCAGACUCCUUCCGCAGCAUUCUCAACUUCUACCGGACGGGAAAGUUACACUAUCCUCGCUACGAGUGCAUCUCGGCCUAUGACGAAGAGCUAACUUUCUUCGGCAUCAUUCCGGAGAUCAUCGGCGACUGCUGCUACGAAGAGUACAAGGACCGGAAGCGGGAGAACGCGGAGCGUCUCCAAGAUGACCAGGAUGACAACAAGGACUGCAAGCUGCCCAACAUGACAUACAGAGAGACCAUGUGGAGGGCCUUUGAGAACCCUCACACUUCCACCAUGGCCCUUGUGUUCUACUAUGUCACCGGUUUCUUCAUCGCCAUCUCAGUCCUCACCAACGUGAUAGAGACGGUACCUUGCGGUGCCACGCCUUCACAGAAGGACAUGCCAUGUGGCGAGCGCUAUACCAUCGCCUUCUUCUGCAUGGACACAGCCUGCGUCCUCAUCUUCACCGUGGAGUACCUCAUGAGACUGUUCGCUGCGCCCAGCCGCUACCAAUUUAUGCGCAGUGUGAUGAGCAUCAUAGACGUAGUGGCCAUCUUUCCCUACUACAUCGGCCUGGUGAUGACAGACAAUGAGGAUGUGAGCGGGGCCUUCGUCACGCUCAGAGUGUUCCGUGUGUUCCGCAUCUUCAAGUUCUCCCGCCACUCGCAGGGCCUCAGGAUCCUGGGGUACACGCUGAAGAGCUGCGCCUCUGAGCUGGGCUUCCUCCUCUUCUCCCUCACCAUGGCCAUCAUCAUCUUCGCCACGGUCAUGUUCUACGCAGAGAAGGGGUCGUCGUCGACCAAGUUCACCAGCAUUCCAGCCUCCUUCUGGUACACCAUUGUCACAAUGACCACGUUGGGGUAA
Oncorhynchus gorbuscha (pink salmon) is the source of this 1372-nucleotide messenger RNA. Its product is annotated as potassium voltage-gated channel subfamily D member 3-like. The transcript is spliced from 2 exons. The record is from RefSeq and is a predicted model, not a curated record. Gene Ontology annotation, molecular function: protein binding; A-type (transient outward) potassium channel activity. Gene Ontology annotation, cellular component: voltage-gated potassium channel complex; membrane; neuronal cell body. The coding region runs from base 266 to 1372 and encodes 368 amino acids. Gene Ontology annotation, biological process: protein homooligomerization; potassium ion export across plasma membrane. NCBI's taxonomy places the organism in Eukaryota, Metazoa, Chordata, Actinopteri, Salmoniformes, Salmonidae.